AUGACGACAAUCAAGCGCAUGUCCCCGCUGGACCUGUUGGAUCUUAACCAGACAAAUUUGGAUCCGCUGACGGAGAACUACGACAUUGCCUUCUACCUGACGUACUUGACCAAAUGGCCGUCUCUCUUCAGCGCAGUGCAAGACCGUGAGGCUGGCAUUGUCGGCUACAUCAUGGGGAAGCUGGAGGAGCAACAUCCUUCCAUGCGUCACUCAGAACAUUAUACCCCUUGGCACGGUCAUAUCACCGUGUUGACUGUUGCGCCGUCCUGGCGCCGCCUUGGCUACGCGUCUCGGCUGACGGAGCAGCUGGAGCGCGGCUCCGACAUCAAUAACGCAUGGUUUGUUGACUUGUAUUCUGUCUUCCGCCGCGUUGUCAAUUAUUACAGCGACGAUCCAACAGGCCUCUCAGACUCGGGCGAAGAUGCCUUUGAUAUGCGGAAACCGUGCAGUCGAGACAAAAAGCUGGAGCAUGUGCGAGACAAAGGCGAGGAAUUCCUCGUGAGCCCGGAAGAUGUCACUUAG
Penicillium chermesinum is the source of this 522-nucleotide messenger RNA. RefSeq names its product peptide alpha-N-acetyltransferase complex B subunit NAT3. Gene Ontology annotation, molecular function: protein-N-terminal amino-acid acetyltransferase activity. The coding region runs from base 1 to 522 and encodes 173 amino acids. The transcript has 3 exons. The record is from RefSeq and is a predicted model, not a curated record. NCBI's taxonomy places the organism in Eukaryota, Fungi, Ascomycota, Eurotiomycetes, Eurotiales, Aspergillaceae. Gene Ontology annotation, cellular component: NatB complex. Gene Ontology annotation, biological process: N-terminal peptidyl-methionine acetylation.